AUGGCAGACGUUCACAUUGACGCCAACUUGUUCUACAAGAGGUUAGCAAUCUUGCAGAAAACGCUAGAAGAUGAAUCAAUCCCACAGGGGUUGGUUAUCGUUGGUGCACGUAACGAUGAUAACACAUACAAGAAAUCUACAGUUUUACAAAAUUGGUUGUUGGGUUAUGAAUUUGUCCACACAGCAAUUUACGUGUCACCCACAAGAUGUAUCUUCAUUACAUCGGAAGGAAAGGCAAAAUAUUUGAAAGGGUUGACUAAUAAACCAGAUACUGUUGAACUAUGGACUAGAACCAAAGACCCAGAGAGAAACAAACAGUUGUUUGUCAAUUUGAUUGCUGAUAUGAAGAAAGUUGGUGAAGAAUAUGGAACUGUUUUGAAGGACAAGUAUGAUGGAAAGUUUGUUGAAGAAUGGACUGAUGCAAGUAAGGAUUCUGGGUUCAAGGUUGUUGAUUUAGCAUUAACUUUAUCAAAAGCUAUGGAAAUUAAGGAUUCGGAAGAAUUUGAAAACACUAAAAUUGCUUCGAAUGCUAGCGUUGCUAUGAUGGACACUUUUGUGAAUGACAUGACUGCAAUUGUCGAUGAAGACAAACGAGUUACAAACUCACAAUUGACUGACCAAAUUGAGGACAAAAUCGACAAUAACAAGUGGUACUUGAAGACCAAAUUGGGAAAGAGUUUGUUACAGCCAAUCAAAGGUUUUGACCCGGAAUUCUUGGAGUGGUGUUAUUCGCCAAUCAUUCAAAGCGGAAGUGACUUUGAUUUGAAACCAAGUGCAAUUUCUAAUGAAAAAGUGUUGGUUGGUGAUGGUGUCAUCUUGUCGUCCAUUGGAUUGAGAUAUAAAUCGUACUGUGCCAAUGUUGGAAGAACCUUUUUGAUUGACCCAUCAAAGGAGAUGGAAAGCAAUUAUAAUUUUUUGUUAAAGUUGCAACAAUAUAUUGCCAGUGAGUUGUUGAAAAGUGGUAUCAAGGCAAGUAAAGUAUAUCAAGAUACUUUAGAGUACAUUAAAAAGGAAAGACCAGAUUUGGCUGACAAGUUUACUAAAAACUGUGGUUGGUUAAUCGGAAUUGAGUUUAGAGAUUCGACUUUUAUUUUAAAUGCCAAAUCCGAGAGAGUUUUGACUGAUGGACAGAUUAUCUCGUUAACAAUUGGGUUUCAAAACUUGCCAAAUAAGGACAAGACCUACUCGAUUCUUUUAACUGACACGUAUAAAAUCAGUGUCGAUAAACCAAUCUUGUUGACAAACUACCCAAAAGCGCAGCUGGAGGUAUCGUUCUAUUUCAAUGAUGAAGAUGACGAGAAAAAGGUGAAGCCCGAAAGGAAACCGAUUGAUAACCUCGAUGGAUCACAUAAAACCAGGCAUCAAAAUGUCAAUGAAGAUGACAAGAAUGCUGAAAAGAUUAGACAAGAAACACAAAUGAAGUUGCAUGAAAAGAGAACUGAAGAAGGUUUAGCUAGAUUUUCAAAAGCUGAUGCCACUGAUGCUUCUGAUUACAAGCCCAUUUUCAAAAAAUAUGAAUCAUAUGUACGUGAAUCACAGAUUCCAAAUAGUGUGGCUGAUUUAAAGAUCCACAUUGAUUACAAGAAUCAAACCAUUAUAUUGCCUAUUUCAGGAAGACCGGUGCCGUUCCACAUCAAUGCUUACAAGAGUGGAUCUCAAAAUGAAGAAGGAGACUAUACCUAUCUCAGAUUAAACUUUAAUUCGCCAGGUGCUGGUGGUAAUGUUACUAGACGAGCAGAAUUGCCAUAUGAAGAUUCGCCAGAUAAUACAUUCUUAAGAUCCAUCACCGUUAGAUCUAAAGAUCGUGAUCGGAUGGUUGAUGUUUUCAAAGCCAUCCAAGAUUUGAAAAAGGAUUCAGUUAAACGAGAACAGGAAAAGAAGCAAAUGGCCGAUGUUGUUGCACAAGCAAAUCUUGUUGAAUUGAAAGGAUCAAGAAUGAAGAAAUUGGAGAAUGUAUUUGUGAGGCCAACACCUGAUACCAAGAAAAUUGGUGGUGUUUUGCAAAUUCACGAUAAUGGGUUACGUUACCAAUCGAGUUUCAAAAUGGAUCAAAAGAUUGACAUUUUGUUUUCAAACAUUAAGAAUUUAUUUUUCCAGCCAUGUAAAGAUGAGUUGAUUGUUCUCAUACAUUGUCAUUUGAAAAAUCCAAUAAUGAUUGGUAAAAGGAAAACUUUUGAUGUGCAGUUUUAUCGUGAAGCUAGUGAUAUGGCAUUUGAUGAAACUGGAGGUAGAAAGAGGAAGUAUAGGUAUGGUGAUGAAGAUGAAUUGCAACAAGAGCAAGAAGAAAGGAGAAGGAAAGCAUUGUUGGAUAGAGAAUUUAAGCAAUUUGCUGAACUCAUUGCUGAUAGUUCCAAUGGACUUGUUGACUUGGAUAUUCCAUUUAGAGAAUUGGGAUUCCAAGGUGUUCCUUUUAGGUCCUCGGUAUUGUGUAUCCCUACUAGAGAUUGUCUUGUUCAAUUGAUUGACCCACCAUACCUUGUUGUUGCAUUAGAAGAGGUUGAGAUUGCUCAUUUGGAAAGAGUUCAGUUUGGAUUGAAGAAUUUUGAUUUGGUAUUUGUGUUUAAAGAUUUUGCCAAACCAGUUGUUCAUAUAAACACCAUUCCCAUGGAGUUACUUGAGGACGUAAAGAACUGGUUAACUGAUGUUGAUAUCCCUAUCAGUGAAGGUCAAAUGAAUUUGAAUUGGGCACAAAUUAUGAAAACUGUGCAAGCAGAUCCUUAUCAAUUCUUUUUAGAUGGUGGAUGGUCGUUUUUGACCGGUACUGGAGAAUCAGAUGAGAGUGAAGAUGAAGAACAAGAAAGUGAGUUUGAGGCUAGUGAUGAAGAUCCACAAGAUGAAAGUGAAGAAAGCGAAGAAUAUGGUAGUGAAGAAGAGAGUGAUUUUUCCGGUAGUGGAAGUGGCAGUGAGGCAGAAAGUGAAGAGAGUGGUGAAGACUGGGAUGAAAUGGAGAGAAAAGCAGCCAAGGCUGAUCGUCAAGCAGCAUUUGACUGA
This is a messenger RNA of Lodderomyces parapsilosis, 2991 nucleotides long. RefSeq names its product chromatin-remodeling protein (gene CDC68). Gene Ontology annotation, cellular component: FACT complex. The transcript has a single exon. The record is from RefSeq and is a predicted model, not a curated record. Gene Ontology annotation, biological process: transcription elongation by RNA polymerase II; positive regulation of transcription elongation by RNA polymerase II. The coding region runs from base 1 to 2991 and encodes 996 amino acids. Gene Ontology annotation, molecular function: nucleosome binding. NCBI's taxonomy places the organism in Eukaryota, Fungi, Ascomycota, Pichiomycetes, Serinales, Debaryomycetaceae.